Molecule: messenger RNA, 707 nt
Organism: Aegilops tauschii subsp. strangulata
Lineage: Eukaryota; Viridiplantae; Streptophyta; Magnoliopsida; Poales; Poaceae
Source: RefSeq, a predicted model, not a curated record
UACUAUAUCAGUAUACUUGUUCAGUCUUGAUACUCUCUCGGAAGACGAUGGCGAUUAGCACACGCAACCGGAAGGGCGACUCGAGCGACCACCGCUCCCCACAUCGGAGUGGUCGGAGGGAGCCCGGCAACGACGAGAGGCGAACGGUGGACGGGAGAGAGGCGUGGCCGGCUCUCUACAUCCCCAACCUCUUCGCGGCGGGGUUACUCUGCUAUCACCAGGGGACGGUGUUGAUCCAGAGGGAGGUUGGCCGGGUUCUCCUCAUUGAUGCGGAGAACAGGUUGAUCGACAGCCGAGGACUGCAAGACGGAGAGAGAAAAAACCCAAGGCAAAAUCUACUGAUGUUCGGGGCAAGGCUCAUCGAGCAAGUAGCAAGUGAGGUCUACAAAGCAUCGCAAGGGUGGAGAGCUGGAGUCCGUCGACUGAUGAACUGAAGCUACGCUACCUGAAGGCUUGAUUUUACCUUUCUUGAGUAGUUCGAUGGAGGCUGCGCCCUCGCUUAAUUGGUCGUCUGUGACCUUUUGGUUGUGCUUUAGAAUUUAUAAGACUUUGCCGAGCUCUCGGUCUUUGAGUUCUUCGGUGGUUUGGAGUAGAUCUGUUGGAGUAGGUUGCGCGUCUGUAGUUUAACUGAAUCUGGUGAUGGCUUUGUUAAUGAAAUCGGAGCCCCCCCUCUUUUGUUCAAAAAAAAAAAACUUGUUCAGUCUUUC